Molecule: messenger RNA, 3774 nt
Organism: Salpingoeca rosetta
Lineage: Eukaryota; Choanoflagellata; Craspedida; Salpingoecidae
Product: ATPase
Exons: 8
Coding region: 86-3640 (1184 amino acids)
Biological process (GO): monoatomic cation transport
Cellular component (GO): membrane
Molecular function (GO): ATP binding; copper ion binding; ATPase-coupled monoatomic cation transmembrane transporter activity
Source: RefSeq, a predicted model, not a curated record
CACUCAAGCGCCCGCGCCAAGCAAGAUCACACGCACACUCACAAGGCACAAAGCAAGCAACCCCCCCCCCCCCACACACACAGUGAUGAUGGAGACGCUGCUGCGUGUGGAGGGCAUGACCUGCGGGUCGUGCGCGUCGAGCGUCAAGGCGUGCAUCGAAAAGGUGAUGCAAGGGGAGCCGUUCACAGCGGACGUCUCCGUGGCGGAAGGAACAGCAAUGGUGCAGCACCCAGCUAGUGUCAGCGCCACCGCCAUCGCCGAGGCCAUCUCAGACAUCGGCUUUGAUGCGCGUGUUGUGUCAUCCAGCAACACGCAAGGUGACACCACCACCGCCGCCGCCACAACAACGAUCGAGUUCAACUCACCCCUCAUGCAGGGCUUGCAGGAGAACAUGAGCUUCACACCGGUUGACAACGACCAAAACGAGCAGCAGGCACAGCGGGCUGCCGCCACAACCAACCACGACGACCACGACGACGACACCGAUGGCGACGUGAAGACAUCACGCAUUAGCGUGGACGGCAUGACCUGCCACUCGUGCGUUGGCAACAUCACAGAUGUCCUCUCCGACACCGCGGGCAUCGUCGAUGUCGACGUCAGCUUGCAGGACAAGCUGGCCACCGUGAAGCACACCACGGCGAUCAGCGCCCAGGCCAUCGCAGACAGGAUUGACGACAUGGGGUUUGGCGCCGCGCCUCUGGACGCUGACACCGCGUCCGAGGAGGACACGUGCCAGCUGCUGCCCCGCUCCAAGUCGCCAGCAAGUGAAACGAAGAAGGCUGCUCCUGUCGAUCGCGAGGUGCUGCCCGCCGAGGACGAAGACGACGACUCGGACGCCACACGCGAACUGCUGCACUUGCGCAUCGAAGGCAUGUCGUGCGCGUCGUGUGUGGCGGCCAUUGAGACCCGCGUGGGCAAGUUGCCCGGGGUGCUGCGCGUCAACGUCGCGCUCCUGGCAGAGUCUGGCGAUGUGGUGUAUCUCCCAGACAAGAUCAGCCCCGACACCAUUGUCUCGUGCAUCUCCAACGCGGGCUUCCGCGUGCAGGCCACCCGCUCGAAGGAAACAGACACGGUUGUCCUGUCCAUCAACCUGCCCAUCAAAAAGAGCGACGCCGACACCAUCAAGGAGAGGCUGUCGGCGCUGCAGGGGGUGCUGAAGGUGGACGUGGCCGUGUCUGACGCGCGCGUCUCUGUCGGCUACAACUCGUACGAGACGGGACCUCGCGACGUCCUGAACGCCGUGAACAACCUUGGAUACGAGGCCGAGCUGGACCACAGCGACCAGCCCGACUACACGCACAAGAGCUCCAUCCGCUUCUGGCGCCACACCUUCAUCGCCGUCGUUUUCUUCUUCAUUGCCGUGAUGAUGGUGCGCAUGUGGCCAAAGUCGUGGGACGCGCGCAUCACGGACGGCCUCUCCGAACGGAACCUGGCCAUUCUGCUCAUCUCCCUGGCUGCCUUCAUCCCGGGUAAACCGUUUCUCGACUCGGCGCUCGCUUCCGUCCUGCACGGCUCUGCCAACAUGGACGUCCUCAUCUCCCUCAGCGCAAUCGCUGCGUUUGUGUAUUCGCUUGUUGUGCUGAUUGUGGCCAUUGCGUCGCGCGAGGACUCUGGCGGCGGCGACCUCUUCUUCGAGACGGGCAUCAUGCUCUUCACCUUUAUUGCCCUCGGCCGCUACAUUGAGCACAUUGCAAAGGGCAAGACCUCGGAGGCUCUCUCCCACCUGCUGUCCCUGCAGCCGCCACAGGCGCUGCUGCUGCAAGAGGACGACGACGGCAACGCUGUCGAGGAGCACAUUGCCACCGAGCUCGUUCAGCGCGGCGACAAAAUCAAGGUGCUGGCUGGGGAGAAGGCGCCCGUGGACGGGCGUGUCGUUGCCGGGCGCGGCGAAGUGGACGAGUCGAUGAUCACGGGUGAAUCGCGACCCAUCACCAAGAACAUCGGCGACACUGUCAUGGGCGGCACCAUCCUUAAGACGGGCGUGCUCACGUUUGAGGCGACACACGUCGGCAAGGACACCAGUCUCUCGCAGAUUGUGCAGCUCAUUGAACAGGCGCAGAUGUCAAAGGCCCCGAUCCAGCGCAUUGCAGACAAGAUUGCUGGGCGCUUUGUGCCUGGCAUUGUGCUGAUGUCCAUCAUCACCCUCAUCAUCUGGCUCGCCCUCCUCACCACGGGCACUGUCCACUCGGACGAGUCAGACUCCAAGACGGCCUUCCAGUUUGCCGUUGCCGUGCUCGUAAUUGCGUGCCCCUGCGCGCUUGGCCUAGCCACUCCCACAGCGGUGAUGGUGGGCACAGGCGUUGGCGCACGCUUUGGCGUUCUCAUCAAAGGCGGAGAGGCCCUCGAAACAGCCCACAAGGUGACGACGAUUGUGUUUGACAAGACCGGCACGCUGACCAAAGGCGAACCAAGCGUCACGAAAGUGGUGGCGUUCAAGAAACCCACGAGCGACGACAACGCCGUCAGCAGCGAAGGCAGCAGCGCGGCCAGGGCCCUUGGAAAGGCGAUGAGCGAGGACGAGGUGCUGCAGCUUGUUGCUUCGGCGGAGGUCGACAGCGAGCACGUGCUUGGGCAGGCGAUUGUGGCGCACGCCACGGAGCAGUUUGGGGCUGGCUGCCUGCGCCCUGCUGCGGACUACACGACGAUUCCCGGGCGGGGCAUCAGCGCGACCAUUGAGGGCGUGGCGGUGCUGGUCGGCAGCCCGUCGCUGCUGGACGAGAGCGGCAUUGCGGCGAGCGACGACGCGCGGGCACAGGUGCACGCACUGGAGGAGCAGGGCAACACGGUCGUGCUGUGCAGCGCAGACGGCGUGCUUGUCGGGUGCGUGGCGCUCGCGGACCAGUGCAAGGAGGACUCUGCGCAGGCUGUGCGGGUGCUGCAGAAGCAGGGCCUGCGCACGGUCAUGCUCACGGGCGACAACGAGCGCACCGCCAAGGCCAUUGCAGACCAGGUUGGCAUUGACACGGUGUUUGCGGGCGUGCUUCCGUCCCACAAGGCGGCCAAGGUGCAGGAGCUGCAGGAGCAAGGGGAGGUGGUGGCCAUGGUUGGUGACGGCAUCAACGACGCGCCCGCGCUCGCUGCUGCGGACCUGGGCGUGGCCGUCGGCGCAGGCACGGACGUGGCCAUUGAGGCCGCAGACGUCGUGCUGAUCAAGGACAACCUGCUGGACGUGUUUGUGGCGCUGCACCUGUCCAAGGCAACGGUGCGCCGCAUCCACUACAACUUCAUCUGGGCCAUUGUGUACAACGCGAUUGGCGUGCCCAUUGCUGCGGGCGCGCUGUAUUCGCUGGGCGUGGUGCUGACGCCGAUGAUGGCCUCUGGGGCGAUGGCUGUGUCCUCCGUGUCUGUGGUGUGCUCCUCGCUGUUGCUCCGCCGCUACCGCAGCCCGACGUCGCAGGAGAUGGACGACGCCUCCACGCUUGGCCCGCGCACCAAGCAGCGCACCCUGCUGCAGCGCCUGUUCCCCAUGCAGAGCCGUCGCAACGCGCGUCGCGAUGGAGGGCGACAGCUGCGGCAGCGACCCCGGCGCCUGGACCUGCGCUCGCCAACCGUGGAUGGCGGGCCGUCGUACCAGCGCGUCGCGUCCACGUCCUCGGUCGUCACCUUCGCCUCUGUUGGCUCCUCCACCUCCGAGGUGUAGCCAGCGCGAAAACGAAACGACCGCGUGGUUGUUUGUUUGUGCCUCUUGUGUGACGUUGGUGUGUGUGUGUGUGUGACGUUGGUGAGUGUGUGUGUGUGUGUGUGUGCGUUUGUGUGUGCGUUUGUGUGUGUGUG